AUGGAAUUUGUUCCUGCUCCCGCAGUACACCGUGUGCUCUGCGCCGAUUGUGGUACCCCGAUUGUGCCCAACUCCGCCAAUUUGUGCGUCGCAUGCCUCAGGAAUACGGUAGACAUCACAGAGGGAAUCCCCAAACAAGCAUCGCUGUCAUUUUGCCGUAAUUGCGAGCGUUUUCUCUCACCGCCCUCCUCAUGGACGAUAGCCCAGCCCGAAUCGCAGGAGCUACUCGCCAUCUGCUUGAAAAAAUUGAAGGGUCUGAAUAAGGUCCGCCUCACAGAAGCGCAUUUCAUCUGGACGGAACCACACUCCAAACGGCUGCGAGUGUCUUUGACAAUCCAGAAAGAAGUGCUCACCUCGACUAUCCUUGAACAAAUCUUCGAGAUCGAGUAUCUUGUGCAAUACGGCCAGUGUCCAGAUUGUACAAAACUUGCUGCGAAAAACACUUGGAAAGCUCUUGUACAAGUGCGCCAGAAGGUCCCUCACAAGCGAACAUUCUUGUUCCUCGAGCAGCUUAUCCUCAAACAUGGUGCUCAAAAGGAUACGAUAUCAGUCAAAGAAGUGAAAGAUGGGCUGGAUUUCUUCUACAGCCAACGGAGCCAUGCGAUCAAGAUGGUCGACUUUUUGACUAGUGUAGUGCCAAUACGAUCCAAAGCGUCUGAACAGCUGCUAUCGGCAGAUACACACACCAACACAGCGAACUUCAAAUAUACCUACUCUGUUGAGAUCAUUCCUGUUUGCAAAGAUGAUCUCGUCUGCCUUCCCGCAAAACUCUCUCGCUCGCUCAGCAAUAUCACCCCCCUGACAAUGUGUUCACGUGUCGGCAACACCCUUCAUCUUCUCGACCCAUCCACCCUCCAGUCCUCAGAAGUUUCCGCUCAAGUGUAUUGGCGCACACCAUUUGACUCACUAACGACCGUUUCAGACCUUGUCGAGUUUACUGUCUUGGAUAUCGAGCCAUCCGGAACGACGCGAGGCAAAUGGGUUCUUGCCGACGCACAGGUCGCGCUCUCGGGCGCGUUCAAGUCGCAUGACGAUGAUGCGAUGGACGAUGAUAGCGGCGCGGGGGCGAAUCAGAUCUUCCACACGCGCACGCACCUCGGCGGCAUAUUGCAGCCUGGUGAUGCGGUGUUAGGAUACUACCUCUCGAACGCCAACUUCAACUCGGACGCGUUUGCGGCGCUCCCGGCGCACCGCAUACCGGACGUUGUGCUCGUUAAGAAAGCAUACCCGAACCGCCGCAAGAAGAACCGGGCGCGUAAUUGGCGUUUGCGCAGCAUUGCGAAGGAGGAAGGCGAAGAGGGCGAUACCGGCUCAGGGCGUGGCGUUGUCGGACGCAUGGGUGGUCGUGACAAGCGCAAGGUGGAUGAAGAUUAUGAGCUCUUCCUGCGCGACCUGGAGGAGGACGAGGAGAUGCGUGGUGCUGUUAAUCUAUAUCGAGCCAAAUCCGACAAUCCCGGGGCUGGCUCAGGUAUGGCGGGCGGUAAGACGCGGAAGAAGACACAGUUCGCGAUGGACGUGGAUGAUGCUCCGAACAGCAGUGUGGCUGUUGCUGCUCCAGAGCCUGGGGAGCCGGAUGAAGAGGACGAGCCGGAUUUCCCGGAGGUGAAGCUUGACGAAUUAUUGGAGAAUUUCGACGAAAUGACAUUAGAUGACGCUUAA
Messenger RNA from Fibroporia radiculosa, 1659 nucleotides. RefSeq lists its product as uncharacterized. Gene Ontology annotation, biological process: ribosomal large subunit export from nucleus. Bases 1 to 1659 code for a protein of 552 amino acids. Gene Ontology annotation, molecular function: ribosomal large subunit binding. NCBI's taxonomy places the organism in Eukaryota, Fungi, Basidiomycota, Agaricomycetes, Polyporales, Fibroporiaceae. The transcript has 3 exons. Gene Ontology annotation, cellular component: cytoplasm; nucleus. The record is from RefSeq and is a predicted model, not a curated record.